CUUCGUCAAGAUCUUUAUGUUCGUAUUAAUAAUCUAAAAAAGGAUCUUGAGAAAAAAAAAAAACAUUUAGAACAACUUAAGCAAAAUGCAGACUAUCAACAAAAAUGCAGAUUGAGAAAAGAAAAGCGAGUAAGAGAGAAAAAUGAAGUAGUUAUAUAUGAUUGUGCUGGCCGCCCGUCAGUUCUUUUUGAGCACCCUGAUCUUCUUAAGCACAUGCACAAUUUCAUCAAAUUUGGCGUAGCUGAUGCCAAAAGAAGAAAAAAAAUAAUUAAAGUUCAAUCAGUAGCACAUCUACAAGAAGAGCUUGAAAAUAAUUACAAUGAAUACUUAUCUAUGAGCACGCUUCGCAAUUAUUUGUUGCCAAAUAACAGAAGUUCGAUCACAGCCAGAGCCCACCACCACCCUGCAUUGAUUGGAAUAGCUAAUGUUUCACAAA
Dentiscutata erythropus is the source of this 436-nucleotide messenger RNA. Lineage: Eukaryota; Fungi; Glomeromycota; Glomeromycetes; Diversisporales; Gigasporaceae. The record is from the annotation of a GenBank genome assembly.